Molecule: messenger RNA, 1369 nt
Organism: Rubroshorea leprosula
Lineage: Eukaryota; Viridiplantae; Streptophyta; Magnoliopsida; Malvales; Dipterocarpaceae
Source: the annotation of a GenBank genome assembly
GCGAUCCCGCCGGCGAUCAGUCCGAUAUCCUUUCUUGAGUAGCCGGGCUUCUGUGUCUUUCUCAGGUACUAAUUUGAUUGUCCUAAGAGUAGAAUUUGUUAUUGAUCGGACGACCAAAAGAAGUCACCUUAUGGAUCUUCACGCACAGAGGGCAAAGGGUUUAGAGGGAAGGUGUAAGGUGCUAAUUAGUUUUUUCUGGUGGCAUCUAUUUGGAUUAGGCUGAUGUGUUAAUUCUUUUUUGACAAGAAUUAAUCAAAGUCUUUGUGGUUUUUGUUGUGUGUUUUACAAAAUUAGUCUACCAAUUUCCUUCUAAGAUUAUCUAUUGGUGCCCAAGUGGUGGCAGCUCAUUCAUCACCAUUGCAAUCACUGCCAGUGCUUGUUUACCAACUGCAUAUAAUAUAGAUAUUGUGCUUCUGGCUUCUGCCUGAAAUAAGAUUUAAGAGUGAAAUUUUGUUUUUCUGCUUCCAUCAUAAUAGCUACAAUAAAAAUUAACCAUUUAGAUAUUUGGACAAAGGAUGGUACAGUCUCUCAGCAAGUCAAGGUUGAACCCAAAGUGACAGAUCAGGAAGUACCAGCUCUUGAAGAUGCUGAAGUUCUUGAUGAGGUGGAAGAAAAUAAGAAACGCCACUUGAAUGUUGUGUUCAUUGGUCAUGUUGAUGCUGGGAAGUCGCAAUUGGAGGACAGAUACUCUUCCAUAGUGGUCAGGUUGAUGACUGUACAAUCAAAAAAAUAUGAGAAAGAAGCAAAAGACAAAAGUAGAGAAAGUUGGUAUACAGCAUAUAUUAUUGACACUAAUUAAGACGAGAGAAUUAAGGGUAUUACCGUGGAAGUUGGAAGAGCAUGCUUUGAGAAAGAAAAUACUAGGUUUACCAUUUUGGAUGCACCUGUCACAAGAGUUAUGUCCCAAAUAUGAUCAGUGGAGCAGCCCAAGCAGAUAUUGGUGUUCUGGUUAUUUCUGACAGUAAAGGGGAAUUCAAAACUGGAGAUGAGAGGGGUGGGCAAACCCGUGAACAUGUUCAGUUUGCAAAAACUUUGGGUGUAUCUAAGCUGUUCGUGGUUGUGAACAAAAUGGAUGAUCCCACUGUUCACUGGUCACAAGAAAGAUAUGAUGAAAUUGAAUCUAAGAUGAUACCAUUUCUGAGGUCUUCAGGCUACAAUGUGUAAAAUGAUGUCCAGUUCCUACCAGUAUCUGGUCUUCCUGGUUCCAACAUGAAAAUGAGACUGGACAAGAGUGUAUGCCCCUGGUGGAAUGGCCCCGGCCUCUUUGAAGCUCUGGAUGUAGUUGAAAUUCGUCCUAGGGAUCCAAAAGGUCCUUUUCGGUAUGAUUUAUUGCUGUAGGAAUUCAUACAACUCCAGGAAGUAAGUAUAA